Messenger RNA from Arabis nemorensis, 1050 nucleotides. The record is from the annotation of a GenBank genome assembly. Lineage: Eukaryota; Viridiplantae; Streptophyta; Magnoliopsida; Brassicales; Brassicaceae.
AUGAUUAUCGUUAAUCGGAGCCGUUUCUUCUUGUAUCCUUCACAACGCAGCUCGUAUUACUCGAUUCGAGCUAUGAAUCCUCAAAAUUACGGAUCUGUUACUUCUUGUAAACCCAAUUCCUUGAAAAGCCAACAUUCUCGCUCGGAUUCAACAAACCCAGUGUCGGAACCAGCCAAUGGAGCUUCUGGAUCGGAGACUCGAGUGUAUAUCCGGAAGAAAAGAGUAAAAUUGGAAGCUUUGGAGAAAGAUUCCGGCAAAGGAAUCAAUACCCACAAAAACAAUGUUGUGGAAAUUGCGAUUCUUUUGAUCAAGUGUGGUAAUAAUUUCAUGGGACAGCUAUGUGGAUUACCUGAUAUAGAAGAAUUUGCURUCAAAAAGAAAACUGGAUCUUCUUCAACCAGGAGAUCAACGGAAACUAGCAUCACUGUGACUUCAGUCAAAUCAGCAGGAAAUCCGCCUGAAAACUGGGUAAAAGUGUUAGAUGGUAUUCGUCAAAUGAGAUCUUCUGAAGAUGCACCAGUUGAUUCUAUGGGUUGCGAUAAAGCUGGAAGUUUUCUUCCUCCUUCGGAAAGAAGAUUUGCUGUUUUGUUAGGAUCACUACUUUCAAGUCAGACAAAAGAUCAAGUUAAUAACGCUGCAAUCCAUCGUCUUCAUGAAAACGGCCUUCUCACCCCUGAAGCCAUUGACAAAGCUGAUGAAUCAACCAUAAGAGAUUUGAUCUACCCGGUUGGAUUUUAUACAAGGAAGGCUACAUAUAUGAAGAAAAUAGCUAAAAUUUGUCUAGUGAAGUAUAACGGUGACAUUCCAAGUUCUUUGGAUGACCUAUUGUCGCUUCCAGGGAUUGGUCCCAAGAUGGCUCACCUGAUUCUGCAUAUAGCCUGGAAUGAUGUUCAAGGUAUAUGUGUAGAUACACACGUCCAUCGCAUUUGCAAUCGACUUGGRUGGGUGUCUCGACCAGGAACCAAACAGUUGCUAGAAAACUUCGACUCCAGAGGAAACAAGAGUAGCUUUGCAACAAUGGCUUCCAAAGGAAGAGUGGGUUGCCAUUAA